This is a messenger RNA of Agrilus planipennis (emerald ash borer), 5065 nucleotides long. It is a transcript of the gene BicD, whose product is annotated as protein bicaudal D. Lineage: Eukaryota; Metazoa; Arthropoda; Insecta; Coleoptera; Buprestidae. The transcript has 11 exons. The record is from RefSeq and is a predicted model, not a curated record. Gene Ontology annotation, biological process: protein localization to organelle; microtubule anchoring at microtubule organizing center; regulation of microtubule cytoskeleton organization. The coding region runs from base 18 to 2999 and encodes 993 amino acids. Gene Ontology annotation, cellular component: Golgi apparatus; cytosol. Gene Ontology annotation, molecular function: cytoskeletal adaptor activity; dynein complex binding; dynactin binding.
UAAAAGUUAAAUUGACAAUGGCUCUGCCGAACGCCCCAAUUGACGAAACCCAAAUUUUAAAAGCCGAAGUGGAGAGGCUUACAAGGGAGCUCGAUCAAGCAAGUAGCGAAAAAGUACAGUCUGCAAAAUUCGGGCUUGUUUUACUUGAAGAAAAAAGACAUCUUCAGCAAAAAUGUGAAGAGUUAGAAACACUGUAUGAAAAUACUAAACAUGAUCUGCAAAUUACACAGGAGGCUCUCACUAAAUUUCAAUCUAGUCAUAGAGUGACAACUAAAACAGGGAUUGAAACAGAAGAGUCUUUGUUGUCUGAGUCAGCUGCUCGUGAAACGUCUCUUAAUUCUCAAAUAAUUGAGCUGGAGAAUGAAGUUAAACAGUUAAGGCAUGAGUUGGAAAGAGUAACUGUAGAAAGAGAUAGGAUGUUGCAAGAGAACUCUGAUAUUGGCAAGGAUAAAGAGGAUCGCUACAUGGAGUGUAAACGACUGCGUACUGAAUUAAGGGAGAUAAAGUUUAGAGAAACCAGAUUAAUAGCAGAUUAUUCAGAACUUGAGGAGGAAAAUAUUGCCUUACAAAAACAAGUUUCAGCUUUACGUAGUGCACAGGUAGAUUUUGAAAGCUUAAAACAUGAAACAAGACGUCUACAAGAAGAAGUCGACCUAUUAAAUUCUCAAGUUGAAGAAUUAUCAAAUUUAAAGAGAAUUGCUGAAAAGCAUAUGGAAGAAGCAUUAGAAUCAUUACAGUCUGAAAGAGAAGCCAAAUAUGCACUUAAAAAGGAACUUGAUCAACAUAUAAAUCGUGAAUCUUUGUAUAACAUAAGUAAUUUGGCCUACAGUAUAAGAGGGAUGUCUGAGGAUCAGGUUCUGGGUAGUGAUGGUGAAGAAGAGCUUCCAGGUCUUAAGCGUAUUGAAGCCAGUUUGUCAGAUGGUUCUGUACCAGAAUUAACAUCUCCAGAUGGCAAGCAAGUUGAUUUAUUCUCUGAAGUCCACUUAAAUGAAUUAAGAAAACUUGAGAAGCAGUUGGAAACUUUAGAAAAGGAAAAAUUGUCUUUAACACAGAAUUUAAGAGACAGCCAGGCAAAUGUUGAAAGAAGUCAUGGAGAACUUCAAAAUUUCUUAGCAAGAAUGGCUCAGUUGGCAGCCCAUGUAGAUGCUCUUCAACAUCUUAGUGAAAACGUUAACAAACAAGUAUCAAAUGAUUCUUCAAAGGUUCAUCUGGUCCUAUCCCAGUAUAAUCAGUGGUUCAAAUUAUCACAUAGAGAAAUCGAACAACUUAGAAAUGACCUGAAAGAGAUGGAAAAUAUUGUGAGUUGUUCGGAUUCCACGACGCAAUUAAGAACGGAGAUCACUUUCUUGAAGAAUAAAUUGAUGGACAUGGAACAACGAAAUAUGGAUUUAGAUAGUGACGUUAAAUUGCUCAGGGAAUUCGCGAGCGAAGCCGGGGCUUCUCUUGAAGAUGCUCACAACAAUCUUCAAACCAUUUCUGAUGAACUGGCUCAACUUUAUCAUCAUGUAUGUACAUUUAACGGAAAGACUCCAGAUCGUGUUGUAUUGGAACAUGAAAAGGGAAUGACGCCUGUGUGUGAAACUGCUAGACCAAUUUGUGAAAUGUCGAAGAUAGAGAUGCUUCGAAGCAAACUGAAAAGUGACAUUCCUCUGAACGACUUGGACAGUUUGAACGACACUGAAAAUGUAGCCAAACAGGUCGGCAUCAUUAUUGACCAAGUGAAACAUCUCCGUACUGCCAUAGAAAGCACCAUUGACAUGUCUAAGAAGAAAGAACAUACAACAGAAAAAUACGACUCUAUUAAAGAUGAAAAUACAGAGGCCGAAAUAGCCGAACUGCAGGAACAAGUAAUCCGUCUGAAAAGUUUGUUGUCCACAAAAAGGGAGCAAAUUGCUACACUUCGUACCGUCCUUAAAUCUAACAAGAACACUGCUGAGGUAGCACUCAAUAAUUUGAAGGCCAAAUAUGAAAAUGAAAAGACUAUUGUGUCUGAAACUAUGAUGAAUUUGAGAAACGAAUUAAGGCAUCUUAAAGAAGAUGCUGCAACAUUCUCAAGUUUGAGGGCGAUGUUUGCCGCUCGUUGCGAAGAGUACGUGACGCAAGUUGACGAACUUCAGCAGCAACUCAAUGCGGCCGAAGAGGAAAAGAAAACAUUGAACCAACUUCUUCGGCUGGCGGUUCAGCAAAAGUUAAGUUUAACGCAACGUAACGGAAAGACUCCAGAUCGUGUUGUAUUGGAACAUGAAAAGGGAAUGACGCCUGUGUGUGAAACUGCUAGACCAAUUUGUGAAAUGUCGAAGAUAGAGAUGCUUCGAAGCAAACUGAAAAGUGACAUUCCUCUGAACGACUUGGACAGUUUGAACGACACUGAAAAUGUAGCCAAACAGGUCGGCAUCAUUAUUGACCAAGUGAAACAUCUCCGUACUGCCAUAGAAAGCACCAUUGACAUGUCUAAGAAGAAAGAACAUACAACAGAAAAAUACGACUCUAUUAAAGAUGAAAAUGCAGAGGCCGAAAUAGCCGAACUGCAGGAACAAGUAAUCCGUCUGAAAAGUUUGUUGUCCACAAAAAGGGAGCAAAUUGCUACACUUCGUACCGUCCUUAAAUCUAACAAGAACACUGCUGAGGUAGCACUCAAUAAUUUGAAGGCCAAAUAUGAAAAUGAAAAGACUAUUGUGUCUGAAACUAUGAUGAAUUUGAGAAACGAAUUAAGGCAUCUUAAAGAAGAUGCUGCAACAUUCUCAAGUUUGAGGGCGAUGUUUGCCGCUCGUUGCGAAGAGUACGUGACGCAAGUUGACGAACUUCAGCAGCAACUCAAUGCGGCCGAAGAGGAAAAGAAAACAUUGAACCAACUUCUUCGGCUGGCGGUUCAGCAAAAGUUAAGUUUAACGCAACGGUUGGAGGACCUCGAAGUCGAUCGAGAGAUACGUAAUGCUCGGCGUCCAGGUGUCCGUAAUUACCAGAGAGGUGGUGGCCGUUCUACCCGUGACAUGUUCUAGCCCAGAUCACGCCCCUUCGUUUACCUGGUUGCGUUCAUCACGACGCUAUUUAAAUUGUAAACCGUGUGCAUUCUCUUGCACGAAACGGCAAACGGAGCUCCAACAACCAUUAACCGACGCGAAGGUCACACCUGUUUAUGGAAUGAAAGACAAAAAAAAGGACGUCUGGUUCAUCUCAAAAGAACGUAUUAAGGAGUAAAAUACGUCAGUACAGGUAUUUGUUAUGUGUAUUACUAACCUUCCCCAUUUUAUCUUGGGAAAAUUCUUUAUUAUUUAUUGUUGUUGUUAUCUACUCUGCAAUGUGGCAGAAUUUAAAAUAGCUGCUCGUUUGAUGCAAAAAAAUUAAGCUGUUCCAUUAUAGGUGGUGGUUAUUAAUAUUAAAUGAAAUAAGGAUCGUCUCUAUAGGUGCACAAUAAUAAAUUCUAAAAUACGAAAUUAAAUAGUAAAUAUAUGCAUAAAUCUAUAUUAUAUAUACAUUUUUGACGGAGGAAACAUGUAACAGUGAUGCAGUGUUACAUAUUUGACGUUAAAUGGUCCUUAUUACGAACAGUAACUAAAGUAUUGGUGUGAUAUAUUCUGGAAGAUGGAAUGAUCAUCUAAAAUAGUCCAAUUAUUGUUAACAUCAAGCAAACAAAUUAAUAAGUUGUAUGCUUGAUAUUUAAUUAUUAAAUAGCUCAUUUCGUACUGCUCUAUGAAAGGUGAAGAUGAAAAGUUCGAUAUUGAUUACCAUAUUAAUCAUCUAUAUAUUUUAAAUCGAACUUGAACGUUUUGUAAAUAAAUCAUACGUCCCAUGUUUAACGUAAUAAUAAUAAUAAUAAUAAUAUAUAUAUUUAUGAAUAUAAAGAUAUUCCUAUUCUUGUUUCAUAUUUUUAAAAUUAACAAUAAUAUGGUAACUAAAAAGUUUUUAUUCAAGGAGGAGGAAAAAGUGCAAUAACUUUAAAAUAUCAUUUAUGAUAAUUACAUGGUGAUCAGUUAACAAUUUUAAAAUGAUUAUUUUUUUGGAAGAAUAUCUUUAAACAGUUGGAAACAAAUUACUGACCAAAUGGCAAGUGGUUUGUUUGGUUAUUAAAAUAUAACGAAAAUUUCCAAAGAAAAGAAAAUGAAACUGGCGGAUAAUUUUAAAAAGCACCUAAAGAAUUAGUAAAAGUCCUAGGACGGAAGUUACUUAUUCGGUUAAAAUUUGCUAUAAAUAAAAGUCCUAGGACUGAGGACAAAAGUUACUUGUUCAGUUGAAUUUUAAAAAUUUAUGUUGAAAUUCUUAAUAUGGCCAAAUUCUCCUUUAACUAAAACUUGGCUAAGUUUACAAUUCAAUUAUAACAACUUUCCAUAAGGGUAUAUAAUGUAGUGUUAUUAGAUUUUUUUGUAAUGUAUGUUAAACAUUUCUGGUCUCUUUCAUGUGUAAACCGACUGAUAUUAGUUAUUUAUAACAUACUAUUUGAUAAGUAGCUGAAGCAUUUGUUGUAGUCUUGUAAUGUUAAAUUUGGAAGGAUGAGUUUGUAAUUUAGUAAUGGUACACGAUAUUUAUAGAUAGUCGAUGUUCAUUCCGUAGGUUCGAAAGUCCACAAAAAAAUUUCUUUUGUAUUUUUCCGAGCCCGUCGACCCACGGAAAAAAGACCCGUCCCUCGUUAUUAUGAAAUGCUCCAAAAAUUCUACAACGUUUUUUGUAACCGUUGUGUGAUAACAACACUUGUAACAAUUAAUUAUUACUGUACUACUAGCUAUCGUUCAAGUGUGUUACACUCUAGUACCUAAUAUAAGUGAUAAUGGUAUUUGGCAGCUAAUUGCAGCCUUUACUUUCCAAUUGGACUUUUUAUUGUCGUUACUAUUAUAAUCAGUACUAUUAUUUUUUAAAGGGCCAUUGCUACACCAAUGCCUUGAAUGAAAAUAGUGAGACCAUAUUUUUCAUCGAUUUUUUAAAUGAGCAUAUCGGUUUCUUUUAAUUCGGCAUUGGUGUUUGGAGCCUCUAUCAUCAAAUGAAACCCUAACUAUACCUAAAUUUAUUUUAAUUAAUGCAUGUUAUUUAAUGUAUUUUUAAUAAAAUAUUAACUUAUACCGUUCUUAUCAAA